AUGGCUAACGGGCGAGGAAACCAGGUUCAGUCCACACCCUCGACAACAGCUGUUACUUCAGCAGCUGAGAAUACUGUUCAGCCGCCGGGGGCCCCACCCGAGGAGGACCACGCAGUCGAGGAGGACCACCCAAGCGAGGAGGACCACCCAAGCGAGGAGGUCCACCCAAGCGAGGAGGACUCCCAAGUCGAGGAAGACUCCCAAGUCGAGGCAGACUCCCGGAGAGUAAGAACCUCUUCCCAGCCAACUCAUCAGAUGAGCUCAUCAGGGCUGGGAUCUGUUUCUGGUAGCCCGCAGCUGGCUGUAGGUACUACCGAUACAACCGACCUCUCCCGGCGAACUGCUUGGCAGGACCUGUCAAUCAUUGAGGGUUCCUCGAGAGACAGAGCCACGCUGACGUAUAACCCAUUAUCAUCAUACACGCAAGGCAGCAUUCUCGCUCAACUCGAUCUCUCAGCCUUUUCGACAUCCCCACCAACAAGGCGAGGUUCGCUCCCACAGAGCCAUAGCCCAAUUAGUGGUUCCCGACUGAGUUCCCCGCAUCAUAUCGGUUUACUUCGUCCAGUGCGCUGGUAUCAACACCUGUUUUUUGUGGCACUUCAAGCAUCACUGAACCGCGUCACCGUAUUGGAGACCGAGAACAGAAGACUUCAGGCAGAGCAUGCACGGUUGACCGCAUGGUUUGAUUUACAGGAUUUCUUUGGGAGAUUGUCAGUGAGUUCACAGCCCGUCAUUACUUAUUUGCAACGUUUUGUUGAUGAAAGAACACCAGGUUUUAAGAGAAUCCAGGUCAUCAUCCGUCAACAGCACUUGUAUGACGUGCUCAAGGCCGAGGACCGCACUUCAGCUUACUUGGAGUGGCUACUCAAGCAAUUCAAAGAUGAAAGAGUGGGGGAGGACGAUGCUAACCUGAACGCACGCAUUAGAACACUAGAAGCGCUAGUCAACGAGAAUGCGAUAAGCGAAGAAUCCACGGUACAAAGCAAGACGCCGGUGUAUUUGGAGAGGCGUCUAAGGUUGGUAGAGGAGAGAGCUGAGAAACGGUUGGAGUGUCACGUAUUGAGAGCAAUACUUGGUAAACUUCUGCGAAAGGAAGUGCUAGAGGGAGUUGAACAUCCUGCCAAAGCUUUUUUCAACGAGCGUGUGGAACAGCUCCUGCCGGCUGACGAGGAAGGAAGAUGGCUCGAAAUCAGAUUCUUGAGAGAGGUGAUUCCCAAAAUUGAGUUAGAAGAGGAGUCGGUCAGAAAGUUACAGUCUCUCGGGCGUAAAGAUUGUUGGAACAUGUUCACACUGGUCGGGUUUCUCGGUCUUGCAGCAUUGUCUGCGGGGAUUGUUAUUUGGAAUUUUGUCGACAAGAAGGAAUUAGAUUACUACUUAACCUCUAGCAGAGACUACGCUGUUGAGCUUUUGAGACUCUCACGGGCAAGCCGCAGAAGAAAGACUCAGCCUCAGCCUCAACCUCAGCUUCGGAAGGAGGCUCCUCGAGAGAAGUUGAGCACGAUCUUUCAGCUUCGCAAUUUUGGAACAAAUUACAAACGGCAGUUGGAUGCCGUAGUAGAGGCUGUUGACAAGAAUGUCUUUUUGUCUCGGACAGUUGGCUUGUUGCUUCAAGGCGAGCAUCUUCAAGUGACUGAGCUCGCCGUGAAGAGCCUUGACAUGGCCGAGCACCCUGAUCUGAAGAUUCAAAUCGAGUACGCACGCUUGAGGAACGGCGUCACCGCCUUUGGAAAAGGGCCAAUUCCUGGGAGUACAAUGCUUGUUUUCGAGGUGGUUCAUACAUAUCACACCUUUGAUUGGUCCGACCUUGAAAUGCCAAUGCCGAUAGUGGGGAAAUGCUUCUUAGCCGCUGGCGAUGAGAGGCAGCUAUUUCCAGGACCCAAGUUCCCAAUGUCGCAUCAGCUCUACGGAUUUGGGUCUGAAAUGAAGAUAGGCUCAAUUCAUGAUAACGUGACAAUGGAUGGGGGAAGUCUCGAGCUCAAAGCUGAGUUCAAGCCGCCCUCGUGGAUUCGGCAAGAGGCAUAUUCUCGGAUCGUGCUCCCUGGGAUGCACGUGGCAAGUUUCCUCCCGUUGACUUUACAGCUUGUCGAUGAAUGGAGCUCAAAUACAAAGCUCCAGGAGCCGCUUCACUUGACCAAGAUUCGUGUGGAGUUGCAAGAGUUCAGGUGUGUGCCAGACAGAAACUUUGAAAGUACCGACAUCCAGAGAAAGGUGUUGGUUGAGCAGGAAGUCUUCAUGGCAAUUGACUUGGUCAACAAGAAAACCAUGAUUCCCCACACGAUGUACGAUUGCGUGAUUCCAGAAGUGGGCCCUACGUUCUUCACGGACGGCUUUUUGAGAACGUACGGCUUGGAAGUCACAUUGACGAUUUCUAACAAACGUACUCUUAGUUUCAAUGCAUCUGUGUUCAUCGAGCUUAAUGUGGCCCAGAAAAAGGUCGAAUGGAUGAAGGACGAGGAGGUGAGGAGGUCAAUCUCGAGCUACUUAGGCGACGGAAGUGGAGAACCUGCCCGCAUUUUUCAUCUCAUGAAGGAUCUUAGGGAUGUGGAGUCGACUGCCGAUGGCUUGUUGAUUCUUAGCGGCUUGAAUGCAGACGAAUCCACGGGAAAGUUCCAGCGAUAUCUUUUUCUGGUGCACAGGCGUGGUGGAGAGGGAUGCGUUGUCAUAGGGACUGAGAUCAUGAAAGAUAGACCUUAUAGGACGAGUGAUAAAAGCGGUAAGAACACUUCGCAAUUCGUGCUUGACCCAGGAAUGGAGCUUUCCGAAUUUGUCAAGUGUGCCUUGAUCGUUGCGCAGAGCUUUGAGGAAGCCAGCCUUCACCACCAUCACCAUGUGGAGGACACAGAGAUCCAGCUUGAACAAAUUGAGAUCAAAUUGAUUGAAGGGAGAAUGGAGAACGGCAAAGUUACGAUUGAAGAGACAAUCUUGCUUGAUGACAGGAGCUUACCUUCGAUAGGAUGGAGCGACUUCAAGGAUACCGUUGCUGGAAGCCCGAAAGCUCGUGCAAUAACGUUGCCGCAGACCUUGUUCAAAGGGAACUUGCCUGCGCAUUUGAAACCUUACGUACUUUGUCAUAAGUCGAAGUUCCACCGAGGCCAUUUGAUGGAAUGCAGAUUGCUUGUGCGUUUUCUGGGCCAGGUCCAUGCCUUUGAGUGGUCUCACCAUCUUGAAGUCGCCGACAACCGCAUGUGA
Messenger RNA from Candidozyma pseudohaemuli, 3189 nucleotides. RefSeq lists its product as uncharacterized. Lineage: Eukaryota; Fungi; Ascomycota; Pichiomycetes; Serinales; Metschnikowiaceae. The record is from RefSeq and is a predicted model, not a curated record. Bases 1 to 3189 code for a protein of 1062 amino acids. The transcript is spliced from 3 exons.